This is a messenger RNA of Oryctolagus cuniculus (rabbit), 6791 nucleotides long. RefSeq names its product makorin ring finger protein 3 (gene MKRN3). Gene Ontology annotation, molecular function: ubiquitin protein ligase activity; metal ion binding. The record is from RefSeq and is a predicted model, not a curated record. Lineage: Eukaryota; Metazoa; Chordata; Mammalia; Lagomorpha; Leporidae. Gene Ontology annotation, biological process: protein polyubiquitination.
AGCAGCACAAAGACAGUGACUGUGAAAGGAAAGGGAAGAAAGCAGCUCUCACCGUCAGGGCAGCGGCCGAGCCUGAAAAGCUGUGCUGACCCCGCAGCCUCAGCCUCGCUCGCUGGGCGGAGGGAACAAAGGCCACCAAGAAUUAAACCAGCCGGGAAGAAAAGCCGGGUCGCGCCGGGGGCAGGAGCCUUGCAAGUCCCACAAAGGACGCCCUCGGCCGGGGCUGACAGCCUCAGCCACACGUGCUCCCUGCUCGCGUUUCCUCCAGCAGCCCAGGCAGACCCUGCAGCAAACAAAGACCCCAAGAAACGAUGUCUGGUGGCCGCCGCGCAGCGCACAAAGCCCCCGCAGGGGCAGCCAGGGGGCAGCGGGACACCACAGUGGAGACAAUGCGCGGUGCGCAGACAAAGGCGGUGUAAAAUCCACGCAGGGCAUGCUUCAGAAACUGCAGGAUUAGCCCAUCAGCACGUGGAGAAGCAGCGAGGAUCGUGAACUUUCUUUACGCAGACACGUUUGACAAAUAAUCAGAAGUGCAUGGCAGAAACUAAAGACAUGGAAUUAAAACCUCAUCUGCCAGAGGAGACAGUGUGGGAGGGGGGCUUGGGGUCUGCGGGAAAGCAGCAGAGCAGGGAGCGACGCCAGAGGAGGGGGCGCGGAGCCCGCCUUUGCCUGUGUGAACAAAGGAGCUGUCAGAUUGGUCGGCCGUGGAGACCCGGCGCCGCGCGCUGCCGGUGCCACCACAGGAAGUGUCCGCCACGCUGCCUGCAGGGGAAAGAAGGUAGGAACACACAGUCACAGGGAACAGAGAGUGGGGGAAAGGAAAAAAAGGUGCACACUUCCCCCAAAGACACCUCCGUGACCGUCCCGAGCUCCAGGGCUCAAGCCCAAAAGGAGACAGCACCGGGGAAGUUCCCGAAUCGUUUCUGGGAGAAGAAGCUGCCAUGGAAGAGCCUGCAGCUCCCUCUGGUGCCCAGGAGGCAUCUGGGGCCCAGGCAGGGGCUGAGGCAGCAGGGGAGGGUGCAUCUGGGCCCAGCCUCCCUGAGUGUGAGACCUCUGGGGAAUCUGUGGCUCCAGACACAGCCCCUGCUCGCGCGGCCUUGGGCCUAGUCCCUCUCCGUGUGGCUCCCAGCCCAGCCCAUCUGCGGAUGGUGGGCCUGAGGCACGUCCAGGCCGCAAGGGGAGGGGCCAGGCCCAGUCACCUGCCGAGCCGGAGCACUGGCAGCUGGACAAAGCAAGUCGUCUGCAGGUAUUAUCUGCAUGGGCUGUGCAAGGAGGGGGAGAACUGUCGCUACUCUCACGACCUUUCUGGCAGGCAGGUGGCCCGAGAGGGCCAUGGCGCACCGCCCCGGGCCUCUGCAGACAGAGGCCCCAGCAUGGCUGCGCCCAGCCAGCCCCCAACUCAGGAAGUGGCGGAAGCCGCCCCUGCUGCAUCCUCAAGCUCCUUGCCUCUGAUUGGCUCGGCUGCUGAAAGGGGUCGCUUCGAAGCCGAGUUGGAAUGCGCUGGUCAAGGGGCUGUCGGAGGAUCAGGUGUAGAAGGCUGGGAAGAGGCCGUUGAGUUUGUUCCCGGGCAGCCCUACCGGGGCCGCAGGGUCGCUUCUGUCCCCGAGGCUCCUCUACAGAGCUCGGUGACUGAGAGAGAGCAGAUGGCUGUGGGCAUGGGGCAGCAGAUGGCUGUGGGCAUGGGGAUGCAACUUUGCCCUCACGCUGCCAGGGGACAGUGCUUUCGUGGGGAGAGCUGUAUGUACCUCCACGGAGAGAUAUGUGACAUGUGUGGGCUACAGGCCUUGCACCCCUUGGAUGCCGCUCAGAGGGCAGACCAUAGAAAGGCCUGCGUCGAAGCACACGAGAAGGAUAUGGAGCUCUCGUUUGCCGUGCAGCGCAGUAUGGAUAAGGUGUGUGGCAUCUGCAUGGAGGUUGUCUAUGACAAAGUCAACCCCAGCGACCGCCGCUUUGGCAUCCUUUCCAACUGCAACCACCCCUUCUGUCUUAAGUGUAUCCGUAGGUGGAGACGUGCCAGACACUUUGAGAACAGGAUCGUCAAGUCCUGCCCACAGUGCAGAGUCACCUCCAACUUUGUCAUUCCCAGUGAGUUCUGGGUGGAGGAGGAGGAAGAGAAGCAGAGACUUAUUCAGCAGUACAAGGAGGCGUUGAGCAACAAGCCUUGCAGAUAUUUUGCCGAAGGCAGGGGCCACUGCCCGUUUGGAGAGCACUGCUUUUACAAGCAUUCAUACCCUGAGGGCCAGGGAGAGGAGCCUCAGGGGCGGGGUGGUGGACCGUCGGCCGCAUACUGGCAUCAACUUUCGCAGCCUGUGCAGCUGGGAGAGGGCAGCCUGCUCUUUAAAAGCAGUAAAAAGGAGCUUGUCACGCUUCGGCUGGCCAGUCUGUUGUUUAAGCGGUUUCUUUCACUGAGAAACGAGUUCCCCUUCUCUGAGGAGCAGUGGGACUUGCUUCAUUAUCAGCUGGAAGAGUAUUUCAACUUGAAUCUGUAGUAUCCUGCCACACUCUGAUCAAGUCUGCUGGGGCUUUGUCGUCUGCUGUUGGCUGUUUUCCCUUUAUUGACAUGCCUGUCACUUUCAGGGGCUGUGGUGGCGACUUUUAUGCAGUGUUUCUCUGUUUUCUUGUCUAUGCCCCGAAUCUUUCCCCUAGGGUAAUGGUGGUUUCAUGUGUUAAAAAAUAGUAAAGAAUCCUUAAAGUUACUGUUUGGUGGAGCUAAUAUGACUGUUGCUUUGUGGGGUUUUUGUCAUGUCUGUUUUUCAACAAAGUUCACUCAGUCCUAGUCUAGUGUUUACAGAAUUUCUACACUCAUUUUGAAGUCCCUCAAGAACAAAUGUGACAGGGUGAAAGGGAAGUCUUAACUGGAAGCUUUUUGCUACAGUAGCCUUAAGAAGUGGACACUCGCAGGGCCUUGCUUGUUUUUGUUUGUUUACAUCACUGCUCCUUCUGGCAUCUCUUAAAGUGCACUUGUUAACUUGUGGUUACUUUGUGAUUUCGUGUUUUACUUGAACAAAACCAGGUGCAAAUGUUUACAUGUUUUUAUCCUGUUCAACUUGAUGUGAAGUUAUUUUAUUUAUAUUUGGAAGUAUGUGCUUAAAAGUGAUAUAUUAUAUAUGCAUAUUUGUGUAUAUUAGCUCUGUAUUGGAAAAUUUAUAUAAAAUAUACAUCGUGAUGUAUAUGUUUGCAUAAUAAAAUAAAUGCAGAGAUGAAAGCUGAGGUCAAGGGAUAGCAGGCUUGGCUGCUGUGUGAAUAAUCUUUCCCUUGCACAGAUGUCACUUUUUAGCACCUAAUGAAAACUGUUGUUCAAGUGUAAUGCCAAGUGUAACAGAUACAAGUCUUAAAGGAUAUAUGAAACAUGACAUUGGUAAUUCCUAUGACCUCACUGUGCUGUUAUAAAUACAGAAAUGUGUACUUCCAUGCAGUAGAGCCAACAGCUCAUUCAUUAUAACAUAAAAUCCUGAGCUCAGACAUACAGUUGUUCAUUUUCAUUUUUUAAAUAUUAUUUUUAUACUUUGAAAACGGGCUUUUCAUAAAUUUAUCAAAAUAAAGGUAAUAAGCAUACAACAUGUAAAAUAGAAUAAAAUACUAAAACUAGUUAGGAUAUAAGAUUGGAAAGAUAAAAGAAUAAGAGAUAUCAAGGACACCAAAAUUAAAUACAGUAGUAAUAUGGAAGAGUUAUAAUGCAAACACAUCAAAAUUAGAUUAAAUGAAAGUAGUUCAAAAAGUAAAAGUCCAAAGUUAUCAGAUUUGAUUAAAAUUAAACUAUAUAUAUAUUUAAAAUAAACUGUGAACAUGCAUAAAAAUUAAAGUAAUAGAAUGGGAAACAAACGAAGCAGAGGUGCUAUGACUCUGUCAUGUACAGAAUGCCUGUUAAGGGUGCACACAUUGCUGGAGAUAAAAGAGAAAUGAUACAUAACCAUUACAUUAGAAUUCACCAGGAAUAUAAAACUAUUCAAUCUUUUUUUACUUGACAGUAUUUCACCAGACACAUAAUUGAUAAAGAAAUGCAAAAUCCAAACAGAAUGGAGCUAAAAUAGUAUAUUUGAGAACAGUUGUACUUACCCUGCUGCCUCUACCCCCACAUGCAUGACCAGAAGCACUUAUUGAAGAUGCAGUGUGGCCUUUGCAUGGCUGAUUCAGCCAGGGCAGGCAGGGAUGCAGGGAAAUAACUGCUACAGAGUUGAGAGCUUUGGCUCCUUCAUCAACAGGCUGUCAGAUUCAGUGUUUCUUAGUCCAUUUCUCAGAAUGUGCCUCAACCUCCCAUAUUUUUACAUUCUCUCCUUUUGUUAAUAAUACUGCUUCUCUCGAGAAAGUACCUCAGCCUGAUUCAAUUCCCCCCCCCCUUAUAUUUCUUCCCUCUUGAUUCCUUUUAGCCAAAGAAUCCCUCAAGUCAGGAUACCCUGUAUGUCUGCCUGUUCCCCUGUUCAUGCAGGAAGAGUAUAUCUCAAAUGACCAAAGAAUAGGACAGAUGGGGCAUUUUCCAACUGUUGAAAGUGAGCUGUGGAAUGUAAAUUUUAAUUAUUUCAUCUGUAUAGGUUAUACAAAUGUCUUGAAAUAUCAUACCAUAUCUCAUAAAUACAUGCAGUUAUUACAUGUGCGUAAAAAUGUGUAAGCACCUCACAGAAUGUAAAAGAAAAUCAGAUUAUAAAAACAGUUUCUCUAGUGACUAAGCCAUCAAGAGAGGGGGUUUUAAAGCAGUCUGGAAAGCUCUGGAAAUUUUAUCAUAGUAUAUGCUGCCCAACAUUAUAAAAUACAUUUUUACUGAAAUAGUAUCUUGCACCAGUCGUAAUAAAUUUCAGGAGAUACAAUCUGGUAAGGAUUAGUAAAUCAUAAAAGUGGUUCAGGAGACAAAGGAUAAUUAGAAUCUUGAUUCUACUUCUUAAUGACCAUUCAGUGUAAGCAAGUUAAUUAAAUUUUCUAUACCUCAGUUUCAUCAUAUAAGAAAUGGGACAAUGCCACUUAUUUUUGCAGGAUUUUUGUGAGAUUAAAAGAAGUUGGAUCAAAGAGCUUGAAAUACAGAUAUGUUUAAGAUGGUGUGCAUGAAAGUGACAGGUUUGUGUACUGUGGUCCAAAGAAGUGAUUGUGCAGGAUUAAUACUCCCAGGUUUUUUCUUUGGGUGAAUCAUUGGAACAUGUGUAAAGGAAACAUCACUUUGUGUUAUUUGCAUAUGCACGAGACAUAGUAACCUCAUAUUCAUAAUAGCAAGAAGACUGAGUGUUUUCUUCAGCAAAAAUCGUUCAGUUAAAAUUUAAAAUAUGCUAUCCAGUUAAUUAAAAUAUAGCAAACCAAUAAAGAAAUGUGUUAUUAGUGGCAGAUGCCUGUAUGAGGAAAACAAAGAAAAAAUCAGGAAACUUUUUGUUCUCUCAUUAGCUCACUUAGAAAGAGGUCAGAUAAAAAAAAAAAAGUUAAUGCCAUCCAGACUGCAGUGUUCCCUCGCACUUUCCCAUGAAAGCAGCUGGGCGACUGCCGCUGCAAUCAGGAACAAAGGCAGCCGCGCCACACAAAGGUUUGCUCUGGGAGUGAUUCAGAGCGCAAGCCAGCCCCUGCCCCUACAAGGACUCUGGGCCCCGAGGUCCAUACAUCAGCACUAUUCCAACUGAAGCAGACAAAGCCUGAUAAAGCCCAUCUGAUUUGUUUAUGCUUUAUGAGCCUAAAUGCAGAGAUGCGUUAAAGGAAAUUUACCUGGUAAUCCCUCCUCUCAAACAACUUGUCUUACAGCUCAGAUGUCAUUAAAUGCAGUUGCUGAUUUUCAUUGAUUUAAAGCAAAACAUUUCCAGCCCACAGUCAGUUCCGUAGCUCUUUCAUUUUACAUUUCUGUAACCGUCCUGGGGGUGCAGUUUCUGUUACCUCAGUGGAUGCUAAACUACUGCUUGAAUGUGGAUUGGAGUUGGAAUGUGGCUGGGGUAAAGAUUAUUUGGGAAAUAAUACAGCACCAUACAAAAAGGUAAAUUGAUAUGUGUCAGAAACUACACCAUGGAAAUAUACAUUGUAUGUCACAUUUUCCAGUAUUGAUGGAACAUUAACAAAACAGAUAAUUAUGUAAUAAUCACAGUGAUGUCAUCAAUUAAAUUGAGAAAUCAGAAGCAGUAAAGGCACCAUUCUCUGGUGUUAAUAUAAAAAAAUAAGUCACCACAACCUGAAUUUUUAAAAAGUUAUCUCUUACAACUAAUAUGAUGAAAGAGGAAAUACUAAAUCAUUUAAAAAGAUAAAACGUGAUAUUGAAAAUUGUAAUCUAGAGGGUAAUUUUUUUCUGUACUCAGGAUAACAUGUUUAAGUUUAAAUACCAUUAUACUAAUACAUUGUCUAGAAAGACAGCAUACUUAAAUAGAUAUCCAAGUGUACAUAUUUAAAGAGAUCACAACAUGAGUGCACACAAUACACACACAUACAUGUAAACAAAGUAAAUGGGAGAAAUUAAAAGUGGGUCAGAAAACAUCAGAAAAUAGAAAUAUAAAUCCUGAUUCUUUAGGAAGAAUAUAAACAGAUCACUAACAGUCAAAAACAAGGAAGACAAUUCAAUUAAAGGAGAAAAUCACAAGUCUUCGGAGAUAAAAAAUAAUUAAAGGAUUCUGGGCUGUCAUUUGGCUUAAUGAUUAAGAUGCUGCUUGGGGAGGCGCUGUGGCAAGGGAGAGGGACGAGCUGCCCUUCGUUGUCAGCCAGGAGCGAGGACACGGCAACGCUCCCAUCCGGCUGCCCGCGAUCACUCGGCGGCCGACAUGUCAGCCGCCGGCGCCCGAGGCCUGCGGGCCACCUACCACCGGCUCCUGGAUAAAGUGGAGCUGAUGCUGCCCGAGAAA